Messenger RNA from Nicotiana attenuata, 837 nucleotides. RefSeq lists its product as uncharacterized. Lineage: Eukaryota; Viridiplantae; Streptophyta; Magnoliopsida; Solanales; Solanaceae. The transcript has a single exon. Gene Ontology annotation, cellular component: nucleolus. The record is from RefSeq and is a predicted model, not a curated record. The coding region runs from base 181 to 537 and encodes 118 amino acids.
CCCUUAUUUCAGCUAAAAUUUACCAUAUUGUUCAUACCAUGCUUUUUCACAAUUUGUGUUACAAAAUCUUAUUAUUACCUGUCAAAUUAGUAAAUCAGCAGGAAUUAACCCCUCUAUCCCCCCUUCAAGCUCGUAGUUGCAAAAAAAAGAGAACAAAGCAACGAAAGCAAAGGAAGAUCCAUGUCGGACCCAUACGAGAAAGUGAAAGGAGGUCGGUUAACCUUCAAGGGAGGCGCAGUAGCCAGCCGCAGCAAAGCAAUCGACAAGAAGAAGAAGAAAAAGAAGAACAAGUCCACCGAUGACGUCGUUUCCGACGAGCCCUUGACCGGUGACGCCGCCGUUGCCGCUACUGAACAAGAUACCGACGCCGCUCCCGAUGAUACUUAUACGAUUGACGCCGCUAAGCGUAGGAAAUACGAUGAAUUGUUCCCUGUCGAGGCUAAGAAAUUCGGGUACGGCCCGAAUGCAAAAGUCAAGUCCGUUGAGGAUGCCCUUGAUGACCGGGUCAAGAAGAAAGCUGACCGUUACUGCAAAUGAAUCCCUAUCUUUUUAGGUAUCGUCUAUCAAUCCUUGUAAUUUUACUGUUUCGGGUUCAAAUUAUCCUAUGAUGUUAGCUUACCUCGGGGCUUACUAUAAUUUGACAUUAGAGUUUGGCCCCAGCUUUAUGCCCUGUAACAGUGGAAUCUUCUUGUGGAACACUAUGAGUAUCGUUGCCUUUAUUGAUUAUCUAAUUUUUCCCUAAGAAGUAAAUUUCAUUUUGGCACGACAUGAUCAGUCGCCAAUUUUCAAUAUCUUGUUAAGGAGAAUCACUCUAAAUAGAAAUUUGAUUUUUUACUA